GACCAGCAUCCUGUUCUCACAGGAGCCAACCGGAUGUCCCAGAUGGAAACCCGCGAGCAGGAGCUGCCACCUGAGCGAGGCGUCAUGCCUCUAGGAGGGGAGGGAGAACAGAGCCAUCAUACCAACGGAAGGGAAGGGAGAUACUCUGUGAAGAAUGAUGACAAAGACUCAAUCCGGAAGGUCUCCGGCUUCCAGGGGGAAGAAAAGGGGUGCAGUGGAACCAUUUCAGAAGCCAGUGAUGUUUGAAGAUGUGGCUGUGUAUUUCACGGAGGGCCAGGGGGCUCUACUGGACCCACAACAAAGAUCAUUGUACAGGGACGUCAUGAUAGAGAACUACAAGAAUGUCACUUCACUGGGAUUUCCAGUCUCUAAGCCUGACCUUAUCAUCCAGCUGGAACGAGGGGAAGAGCCAUGGGUGCCAGACCUUCAGGCCUUGGGUGAAAUGCUGAUCUCUGGCUCCACAUCAGGGGAAGGGAAGUCUACGAAAAAGAAGCAACACUCAGAGCCUGGGGAAUAUUAUGCUAAGAUGCCACAUCUUACUAGACAGCCAGGAGUCCACAAAGGAGAGAAACCAUUUAAAUGCCUCGAGUGCGAGAAGAAUUUCCCUAGCAAUUCACAGCUUGUGAGGCAUCUGAGAAUCCACACAGGAGAGAAACCAUUUAAAUGCCCCGAGUGUGGCAAAUGCUUUACUCAAAAACCGAACCUUAUGCUACACCAGAGAGUCCACACAGGAGAGAAACCCUUUCAGUGCCUCGAGUGUGGGAAAUGCUUUGCUUAUCAAACCGCCCUUGUGAGCCACCAGAGAAUCCAUACAGGAGAGAAACCCUUCCAGUGCUUGGAGUGUGGGAAAGGGUUUGUUCAGCAAUUACAUCUUGAUAGCCAUCGGAGAGUCCACACAGGAGAGAAACCUUUUAAAUGCCCGGAGUGUCGGAAAUGCUUUGCUCACCAUACAAGCCUUGUGGUACACCAGAGAGUGCACACAGGCGAAAAACCCUUUCGGUGCCUGGAGUGUGGGAAAAGCUUCAGUCUGCAGUCAAUUCUUGUGAAUCACCAGAGAAUCCACACAGGAGAGAAACCCUUUGAAUGCCUGGAGUGUGGGAAAUGCUUCACUCAAAAAACAAACCUAAUGCUGCACCAGAGCGUGCACUCAGGAAUAAGACCUUUUCGGUGCCUAGACUGUGGGAAAUGUUUUGCUCAUCAGUUACAUCUUGAUAGCCAUCUGAGAGUCCACACAGGAAAGAAAUUUUUUAAAUGCCUGGAGUGUAGGAAAUGCUUUGUUCACCGGAAAAGCCUUGUGCUACACCAGAGAGUGCAUACAGGAGAAAAAUCCUUUCAGUGCCUGAAGUGUGGAAAAUGCUUUGCUUACCAGUCAGCCCUUACGAGGCACCAGAGAAUCCACACAGGAGAAAAACCCUUUCAGUGCUUGGAGUGUAGGAAGUGCUUUACUCGACAAAAAAAACUUGUGCUGCACCAGAAAGUGCAUGCAGGAGAAAAACCCUUUCAGUGCUUGAAAUGUGGGAAAUGCUUUGCUCACCAAACAAACCUUGUGCUGCACCAGAAAGUGCAUGCAGGAGAAAAACCCUUUCAGUGCCUGGAGUGUGGGAAAUGUUUUGCUUAUCAAUCAUUCCUUAUGAGACACCAGAGAAUCCACACAGGAGAAAAACCCUUUCAGUGCUUGGAGUGUGGGAAAUAUUUUGCUCGACAAACAAACCUUGUGGAUCACCAGAGAAUCCACACAGGAGAGAAACCUUUUCAGUGCUUGGAGUGUGGGAAAUGCUUUGCUCGACAAACAAACCUUGUGAGACACCAGAGAAUCCACACAGGAGAUAAACCCUUUCAAUACUUGGAGUAUGGGAAAUGCUUUGCUCGGCAAACAAAUCUUAUGGAUCCCCAGAGACAGAAGCCUUUUCAAUGCCUGGAAUGUGGGAAAAACUUUGCUUAUCAGUCAGUCUUUUUGAGACACCAGAGAGUCCACACAGGAGAGAAACCCUUUAAAUGUACAGAGUGUGGGAAAUGUUUUGCUCGACCAACAAACCUUGUGGAUCACCAGAGAGUCCACACAGGAGAAAAACCAUUUCAAUGCAUGGAGUGUGGGAAAUGCUUUGCUCGACAAACAAACCUUGUGAGACACCUGAGAGUCCACAGAGCACGUGAUUUGAGGAAGAAGUGCUCCAGACCUAAGCAUGGGAAACAGUUUGUUAGGAUCUGAGCUUGACAAGGCCUCAUGGGAGCCAUGCAAGAAAGAGAACUGUGUGAUUGAUUUCCAUGUGAGAAAAAUCUUGGCCUUCAUCAAUAGAGAAUCCACGUGAAAGGGAAACUGUACAAGCAACUUGAGUGUUACCUAAGAUUACAGCUGAAAAAUUCAUUGUGAGAUUGCAAAAACCAAUAUUGAAAAGGAAAUGUUUAUUAAUGAAUGGAAUGAUCUCCCCCGCCCCAGAUAUCUGGCAGGCGCCAACAGUAGUGAUACUUCAUCAACUUGUACAAAUGUCUCUGUUCGCUCAGGCCUGUUUUUAUUGUUUUUUAGCUAGGGCUGGUGUUUAAUGGUGUUUUAUGUAUUUUGGUGGGUCUUAAGUUAUUACGUUGUACAGCGCUUUGGCAACUUCUGGUUUAAUGGUGAUAUAUAAACUAUUUUAAUAAAUUAAUAAUAAAUAACUAUAAUGACCAGCAAGAGGGAAGAUGCAAGGAUGCAUGCCACCAUUGCCGGUUUUGUUUGCUUAUAAAAGUAUUUAUAUACAGCCCUCUUGCAAAACAUCAGGGUGGUGUAGAGCAAUACAAAAAAAAUUCAAAUAAUACAGAACAAUAGUUAUUGGCAAGAUGUUGACCUGGUAAUACAAUGCUUAGCUACAUUAGUAAUUUGGGAAAUGAACCAAGAACGAUAAACAGCAAUGACACUUGUGAUAUCUCCUUUAUCAGAUAAAUUUGUUCAAGAAUGACACGCAAUUCUAUAUACCCUCUCCCCGGGAGUGGGUACCACUGAAUGUAUCUGGAGUUACCUCUGAGUAAUCCUAGAUAGGAUUGAGCUGCAAUUGAGAAAUAAAUUCCACUGCAGAGAUUGUAAUGCGGGCCAACUUUGACAGGUGGGUGGGGUAAUCCAUCUGUCAAUCAUCAUCGUAACAUUGCAUGAUUGACAUGUGGGUUGUCUCCCCUGCCUGUCAAAAUCCCUUGUGCAGGGUUCCCAGUCUUGGGAACCAUAGUACAGGGGGUAUUGCCAGCUCUGUGCUUUGCAAUCCUCCCAGCACUUUUCCAUUUUACCCCUGAUGUUGGACCUAAUGCAGGUCUCUUGAUCUGAUAAAGCAAUCCCCAUCUUUAGCUGUAUUUGUAAUUAUUUCCUGAAAUACUUGGGUGUAUGUUUUAUUUUCUUAAAUAAAUCUUUCUCUUGUGUUAA
This is a messenger RNA of Rhineura floridana, 3385 nucleotides long. RefSeq names its product zinc finger protein 260-like. The record is from RefSeq and is a predicted model, not a curated record. The transcript has 6 exons. Lineage: Eukaryota; Metazoa; Chordata; Lepidosauria; Squamata; Rhineuridae. Bases 155 to 2209 code for a protein of 684 amino acids. Gene Ontology annotation, biological process: regulation of DNA-templated transcription.